AUGAAGAACAAACCUGUUGACAGUACUAAUCGAUGCAAGAUUUGUGAUGCUGCGAUGGCGACGCCACAAAUUCAGUCGCUGCAUGAGCUGCAUAGAAAUGGAAUGAAAUGGUUCUGUCUGGAUUGCGCCAGCGCUCAAAUGGACGAAGUGGAGGCGAUGAAGCACUACUUCAGUACGCAUGUCAAAGUUGCUGAACAGAGAGCUAUUGAGAAAGGAUUAUUGUUCCGCCCAUUGCAUUACGAACUGCAGUGUCCAUUCCCGAAAUGCCGAGAACCGUUGUCCACUUUAACUAAUCUUCGUAUGCAUAUAAACAACAAGCAUCGAACUGAGACAGCUUAUCAAUCUGCCACAUGUAUGUUCCGCUUCUGCUCGCCGUUUGCUAAAUCGAAACAUGACGGGCAACACUCAACUUAUGAGAGUGUGAAUGGUGUGGAGGGCACAUGCUGUCCAUUGUGUGGCACUCUGAACCAGUGGAACAUUCAGAUGCCUGGCACUUCAUAUACGAUGAGCCACAUUGCUGUUCACGGGCUACGUCGGUACCAUAUGUGUCGCGAUUGUUUCGUCUGCUUCAAGGGCGAUUAUGAUUGUGUUCGAAUGAAAACCCAUUUCGAAACAACGCAUUGCACUCCGAUACCAAAGACGAACAAUCGCGAGUUAUUGUGCAAGUUAUGCAGAGAAGUGAUCUUAAAGUCACAUCUUGCUGAGCACGUCAUUGAAAAGCAUUUGGUGAGUGGUCAACUUUUCUCUUUUCUUUUUUUUGAAUCUUUGAUUUAA
Ostertagia ostertagi is the source of this 774-nucleotide messenger RNA. The record is from the annotation of a GenBank genome assembly. Lineage: Eukaryota; Metazoa; Nematoda; Chromadorea; Rhabditida; Trichostrongylidae.